AUGAUACCAAGGGGAAUUCUUAACGAAGGACAGGAAAAUGAAAUGGAAAUGUUUGGAUACAGAAGAGUAAAAUGUCGAAGUCUCCUGUGUGUUAUUGGUUACAUCAUUACACUGGGGUUUCUUAAAAUCCUUUUUUAUUGGAAGCCUGAACUAGAUGUCUGGUGUCACUGUGUGCCCUGCACCUUGGAAGAAGCUGAUAUGUUCUUGCUCAGAACCACAGAUGAAUUUAAGAAGUACACAAAGAAGAAAGUGAAAUGGAUACAAUCAGAUGUGUCCAAUGCCAUACCUCAGCCUCACAACGUAUCAUCAGUGGACUCCAACCUGCAUAAUUUAUUAAUGAAGCCUGAGCAGAAGUCACCACCUCAGGCCUCUGACUCUGUGGCUGUGUACAGAGCCAAGGAAGGCUCCCCUGAAUUCCUCCUUAGCUCUGAGGUGCGUUGUAUCAGGGUACAAAAAACACACUAUGUUUGGAAUACACUAGAAGACAAAUUUAAUAAAACUGGAGUCCUGGAGGACAACCUUUCAUGCUCUGAUAUACAUAAAACGUUUGGAAUGGGUUUAUGUAGUAAAGAACAGAAUGCCAGGCAGCAGUUAUGUGGACCAAACACAAUAGAAGUAAAAAUUACUCCAAUAUGGAAGCUGAUAUUUAAGGAGAUUUUAAACCCAUUCUACUGUUUUGAAGUUUAUUCACUAUGUACAUGGCUGGCAACUGGAUAUAUUGAAUAUUCCAUGGCCAUAUUAAUCAUGACCAUCUUGUCUGUUCUUGCCACAAUUUACCUACUAAGGAUGCAAUCAGUUAAACUGCAUCAUAUGGUGGAAUCACAUAACAAUGUUAUGGUGUCUGUUCUUCAGAGAAAUGGAGAGGUUGAAGAGGUACAGUCUAAAUGCCUGGUCCCUGGAGAUGUAAUUAUUUUAUCAGAGAAGAAGUUCUUUCUGCCGUGUGAUGCGAUACUGAUAUCAGGGGGAUGUGUUGUAAAUGAAGGCAUGUUGACAGGAGAAAGUGUUCCUGUUACUAAGGUUCCACUACCAAAUGUGGACAAUGGAAUCCCAUGGAUAACAUACACUGGGGAAAAUUGUCGUGGACAUAUAUUGUACUGUGGAACUGAGGUUGUAAAGACAAAGCUACCUGCUGAUGGGAUGGUAAAAGCAGUUGUCCUACAAACAGGAUUCAACACUGCAAAAGGAGACCUUGUGAGAUCGAUUAUAUAUCCCAAGCCUGUGCAUUUUAAACUCCACAGAGAGGUUUUAAAAGUUCUCUUUGGGCUUAUUGGUCUUUCCAUCACUGGAGUGAUAUACACAGUUGCAGUUUAUUCACUUAGUGGGGCAACAGCUCGAGAAUUAGUAAUCAUGACACUUAUCAUGGCAACUGUGGCUAUACCUGUCUCUUUGCCCCCGGCUUUGACCAUCUGCACCCUCUGCUGUCAAGCACGAUUAAAAAAGCAAGGCAUUUUUUGCAUCAGCCCACAGAGGAUUAUAUUGUGUGGACAGUUAAAUGUUAUUUGCUUUGACAAAACAGGUACUUUAACUGAAGAUGGUUUAGACUUAUGGGGUAUCAUUCCUUCAGAUAGAGGCCGUUUCCAGGAAACCUUUCAUGUUACAUCUGGUUGCACAUUACCCUGGAGCACUUUGACUGGAGCAAUGGCCAGUUGCCAUUCAUUGGUUCUACUAGAUGGAAAAGUGCAUGGUGAUCCACUUGACAUCAAGAUGUUUGAAGGAACAGGCUGGGUAAUAUCUACAAAAAAUAACUUACAGAAUGAACUCAAUGAAAUCAAGGCAGACAAUAGCUCAAGGCUGUAUACAAUGGUCACUCCAGGACCUGAAGCACAGUGUGUUUCAGUAAAAGGGCUCUCUAUCUUGCACCAGCUUCCCUUCUGCUCAAGUCUGCAAAGAAUGUCUGUUAUUACCAAAGUUGUAGGAGAACCUAAAUUCUUAGUGUUCCUGAAAGGUGCACCAGAAGUGAUUGUGAAAUUUUGCAAGGAAGAUACAGUGCCAAUCAAUUUCUUAUUUUUACUUAACCAGUACACAGUACAAGGUUUCCGUGUCAUUGGAAUGGCAUAUAAAAAUUUAGAAAUGAAUGAAGAUGUUAAAGUAGAGAUGUUAAAAAAGGAAGAGGUGGAACAUGAUCUCUGUUUUCUUGGAUUCUUGAUAAUGGAGAAUAGGCCUAAGCCAGAAACCAAACCAGUUCUCCAGGAACUAAAAUCUGCUAACAUAAGAACAAUCAUGGUGACAGGUGAUAACCUUCAGACAGCAUGUACAGUGGGACUGAGCUCUGGCAUGGUACCUGAUGCUUCCACUUUACGCUUGUUAGAUGCUUGUGAGCCUGAACGUGGUUCUUCAGCAUCAUUCACUUGUCAGUCAUUUGAAAGGAGCAGAGAUGAAUUACACAAAGAGAACGCAAGUGACAAUAAGAACUCAGUAAAGCACCUUGUAGCCACUACCACUGAGAACAUUUGCAAUUUUAAUGGAAGUGCCUGGAAAUACCAUUAUGCUAUGAGUGGAAAAACAUAUGAUAUUAUGAAGCAACACUUCCCUAGUUUGAUACCAGAUAUUCUACUUAACUCUACCAUUUUUGCUAGAAUGACUCCUAAGCAAAAAACAAGAAUUAUUGAAGAUCUACAAAGAAUUAAUUAUUACGUUGGUAUGUGUGGAGAUGGUGCAAAUGAUUGUGGGGCUUUAAAGAUAGCUCAUGCUGGAAUCUCUUUAUCAAAUCUGGAGGCAUCAGUGGCCUCUCCUUUUACAUCAAAAAUCCCAAAUAUUGAAUGUGUGCCAAAGCUGCUAAAGGAAGGAAGAAAUGCACUUGUUACUUCAAUAUGCUUGUUUAAAUACCUUAUUAUGUAUACUUUGAUUGAGCUCAUCUGCAUGAUGCUUCUAUUUUGGAAAAAAACUUUACUUGGAAAUUACCAUUACCUGAUGCAGGACAUAGCAAUUACUGUAACAGUUAUAUUGACAAUGAGUUUAACUGGUCCUGCUCCAAAGCUAGCCCCAUAUAGACAUGCGGUGAGUCUGAUGUCUCCUCCCCUGCUGCUGUCAGUGACUCUCCAUACCAUAUUCACCAUUGUUAUACAAACAAGUGCAUUUUUUCUGGUACAGCAGCAACCAUGGUACAAUGAGACUGAUGUUUUCAGUGCAUGUGAUCAUCACAAUCAAAGUUAUGUCAACCACACAAUGAUAGCGCAUUAUGGUCAGUCACAGAAUUUCCUGACUACCACGCUGUGGCCUGUGACUGGGAUAAACCUAAUCAUUGUUGAGUUUGUAUUCUGCAAAGGAAAGCCUUUUAGAAAACCAAUAUAUACUAACUAUGUAUUAUGCAUAUUAAUAUUAGCUCAACUGGGGGCCUUCCUUUUUAUGCUGUUUGCUGAUAUUGGAACACUGUACAGUUCCAUGGAGCUUGUCUGCACACCAUACUAUUGGAGAAUCGAAAUAUUAAGCAUGCUUAUUGUGCUUUUCAUUGCAUCCUAUGGUGUGGAAAUCUUUGUUUACAAUAGAACACUCUGGCAAUUUAUUAUGAAGAUUUCAGGUUACAAAUCAAAGAGUCAUUACAAGAAACUCAAGAGCACAUUGGAAAAGGACAUAAACUUGCAAAAAAGAAUGUCUUAUUCAAGGCCACAGUUGGAACUAAUGGCAAAUGAGUGUGUUUAAUGUAUUUAUCAGUGAAAAAGUGUCAGUCAUAGUGCAAAUUGUGUUUAGAAACAGUAUAUUGGGGCUGAUUUGCUAAAGGAGCAUAGAAUGGUCUCACCCUGUCAUCAAACAUCUCCCCCUUAUGUUUCCCUUCUGCUCUUAGUAC
Messenger RNA from Nanorana parkeri, 3784 nucleotides. RefSeq names its product probable cation-transporting ATPase 13A4. NCBI's taxonomy places the organism in Eukaryota, Metazoa, Chordata, Amphibia, Anura, Dicroglossidae. The coding region runs from base 1 to 3639 and encodes 1212 amino acids. Gene Ontology annotation, biological process: polyamine transmembrane transport; intracellular calcium ion homeostasis. Gene Ontology annotation, cellular component: late endosome membrane. The record is from RefSeq and is a predicted model, not a curated record. The transcript has 31 exons. Gene Ontology annotation, molecular function: ATP hydrolysis activity; polyamine transmembrane transporter activity; P-type transmembrane transporter activity.